Messenger RNA from Camelina sativa (false flax), 2876 nucleotides. The record is from RefSeq and is a predicted model, not a curated record. NCBI's taxonomy places the organism in Eukaryota, Viridiplantae, Streptophyta, Magnoliopsida, Brassicales, Brassicaceae.
CUUCUUCUCUUCCUUACUUCCCUAAUCUUUCGUACUUAUAACCUGACAUCGUAGCUUUGUGUGAAAUUUAGGUUUUUAGGCAGAGAACAUGGCUACAACGUCUCUAAGCAAGAGGAAGUCUAUCAAAACCGAAGGCAGUUUGGUGAAAGAUAGGUUAAGUGGUUUGCCAUGCGAUGUGUUAUGUCGGAUCCUCUCUCAACUCUCUACCAAGGAAUCGGUUAGCACCAGUAUCUUGUCGAGGCGUUGGAAAGAUCUCUGGUCACAGGUUCCUGCUUUGGAUUUGGGUUACGGUGAUUUCAAAGAUACUGAUUUCGAUUUGAUGGGCUUUAUAGAUUGUUUUUUGGAACCUGACCUGGCUUUAGACUCGUUCAAGUUGGUUUAUGAUGUCGAUAUUGAGCACUGUCACGAGAGUUUUGUGUCCACGAUAGAUGAAGUGGUUGAGCGUGGAGUUAGUCAUCUAACUAUUCUGAAUAUGGUGGAUGUUGAUGAUGCCUUGGUUAGGAUGCCUCUCUCGCUCUAUUCAUGCUCGACAUUGGUGGAUUUGACUCUCUACGCUGUUGUCUUUGAUCAUCCACAAUCAGAAUUGGUUUCGUUACCUCGUGUCAAGACUAUGUAUUUAGAGGGGGUCAAGUUUGAUGGCCAUGCUGUUCUGAAGAAUCUCAUCUCAAGCUGUCCGGUUCUCGAGGAUUUAACCGUGAUUACACAUCCUGAGGACUAUAUGGAAGUUGUAUGUGUUCGUUCUCAAUCACUGAAAAACUUCACACUAAAGUCUCAGCGUGAUCCCGAGGAAGAAGAACAAGAUCCCAAUGUUGUAAUCGAUGCUCCGAGACUCGAGUACAUGAGUGUCUGUGAUUACCGGCCUGAACGCUUUGUCAUACGUAAUGUUGGCCCCAACGCAAAGGUAAACGUCGAUGUUAUGUUUGACGACAUCGACCUUGAUGAUCCGUUGGAGGUAAAGAAGAUCCGUAAAUUCCUCUUUGGGAUAUCCAAAUUUCACGAGGUGACCAUCUCAGCUGGAACCUUAGAGUUCAUCCAUGAGUACUCCCAGGUGGGAAAGUUGCCUAAGUUUCUCAAUUUGACUCGAUUGGAUGCUUCACUAGUGAAGUCUUCGUGGGAAUACCUACCAGCCUUUUUGGGAUGCUGUACGAAUCUACAUUCGCUGAUUCUGGAACUUGACCGUAUCCCAGAGAUAGAGGAGAUUCAAUUUUCACCAGUGCCUCAAUGUGUCUUAUCCUCACUCCACUCCCUUCAGCUGAAGACACCACAAACAGGUGAAAAAAUAGGAGCUUCUGUCAGAAAGGAUCAUAUCAAGAAGUUUGAAGCUGAAUUGGAGCCUGGAACUUGGAAAGUUAUAUCAACUUUUGGUUUGAAUCUCUGUACAGGCUACUUGCGUCCUUCUCUUAUAAAGUAUAAGAUCAGUACCAGAUAUGGUACCACAAUUUUUCCUUCUGAUAAUGUAUCUGAUGAUCACUACUUAUCAUUCACAUCGUUUGAUAGUAUUCUUGCUGGAAAUCUUGACAAAAAUCUGCUGCUAGGUAAUUUCAUAAUACAUAUAUAUUGUUACUACUUUAGAAGGAUGAAUUUAUUAAUAGUUGUAUUAUCUAUAUUUACUGACGUUAUUGGUCAAGUAGUCAGUUCUGGAGGGCUAGAAGAAAUCACAAGUCGUAACAACAUUACCAUGAAGAAAAUUGAGUUCGAGAUAAGAGACACUGAGGAUAAACGAUUAUCAUGUACUCUGUGGGAAACCUACGCUGAAGCUUUAGAUCGUGCUAUCAAUGAGUCAAGUGAUGGUAUGGUUAUGUGUUUCCUACGCUUUGUUAAACAAAACAGCUUCAAAGAAAAACGAUACAUUGAGAAUGCUUUCAAUUCUUCUAUCUUGAUGAUCAAUCCUCAAUUACCAGAGAUGGAGGCUUUUCAGAACAUUCUUCCUGCGGAUCAAUUGGCUUUAACAAUUACCAAUUCUGGUGGAAAGAGAGUUUAUAACCCGUCUGGCUCCAAGAAUGGUCUUGACUUCCCUUUGCAAAUGAUCGCUGACGUACUUGCUGAAACAGAGGUAGGAAAAUGUAGAAUCGCAUGUACUAUAUCAGCAAUCAAUACAGAUUGGGGUUGGUUCUAUAUUAGCUGUAGAAAGUGUAAUAAGAAGGUUGAUAAAGAGGACCUGACAAUUAAAUUGGAAGAUGUCAAGAAACCAAGCAAACCAAGGUGGAGGUGUGAAACCUGUAAUGAGUGGGCCACGUUGAUUGAGCCUAAGUACAAAUUACAUGUCCACGUUUGGGACAAGAGUGGUGAAACCAAAAUUUUCCUGUUUGAUAGUUGGGCAUAAAAAAUCGUGGGUGUUUCCGCAGCUGAAAUACUAAAUGGUUCAUUUGAAGAGAUUAUGGAUCCUACUAUGAUCCCUGAUCAGAUUAAGACUGUGUGUGGCAAGACAUUUCAAUUUCUGAUAUGUAUUGCUGGGGACAAUCUGUCUGGUGCUAAUGAUAGUUACAAGGUUGCUAAUGUCUGGGAAGGCAAUAAAUUUAUGGAAAUUGGCAUCACUAAUGAUUACUAAUGGCACUGAGCCUUAUGAAACUGAUCAUUCUUCCAGUUCAACUCCUUCGUCGAAGCGCAAAACAGAAUCGACAGACCCUAACAUUGAUCAAUCAUCUACAAGUAAGAAACAAUGUUCCAAUCUCUCUACUGAUUUCACCAAAUAUAAAGGAGAUUAUCUUACCAAGGAUUUGAAUGAAGUCAUUAGCUGUGAAGAUGUUGAUCACGGAAAAGCAUAGUCAUACUCCAUGUUUGGUUUCCAAUUAUUUUCACAUUUUUCACUUGAACAAUAAAAAGCAUUUUUAAAUGCUUAAUUUUAAACUUUCUUGGUUAUUUAUUUGGUUCAGUUU